AUGCCUUCGCUGUCGCAUCUUCUGCUGGGCGCCGCCCUCGGCCUGUCAAGGCUAGCUGCAGCCAACCCCGAAGAUGGCCUCCCUUCCUACCACUACGGCGCGCCCAUCCACGUGGAGUGCAUGAACCGAAGCUCGUGCGUACUCUCCCUUGGCGAUCUUCCCCGAGCCCUCAGCAAUACCAAUGGGCGCAAGAUGCCCAUCAGUUCCUCUCGCGGGCAUGCCUGCCGGUUGGACUUGAACGGCCUGGCUAACAAUCAUGGCAGCGAAACAGGAGAACAUGUCGAAAACUCCAACCACGAAAUCGAAUGGAUCCCCUUCCCGAUCUGCGAAGAGACGAACAAGCCUCUCGAGUUCCAGUACGGCCACGAGGGCGAGCUGAACUGCACGAUCCCGAUGAUCACCGACCCCUUCUUCCACCUCCUCGAGUUCUACAUCCACAACGACGCGCCCCUAUCCUGCCGCCUGCCCGCCCGCCCCAAGCCCCACGUCGAGACCGUCGGCGAGAAGCCCCACGUGCAGGAAUACAUCCCCCUCGUCUUCGCGCUCGCCGGCACCCUUCAGCUCAGCCAUCUGCACGUCAGCACGCACAUGAACGUGCUCCUCCACAGCAUGCCGAAGCACCACACCCGCCCGCACGACUCGGGCGUCCUGGACUCCGGCACGGCGUACAGCACGAGCCCGUUGAGCCACAUGGACGGCACACACACGAAGAGGCUGGUCAUCGGCGACCCGCUGCCGUUGACUUUGUCCGUGAGGUGGUUUCCGACACCGAACCUGCCCAAGAUCGAGGGGCACGUUGAGUGGCAGGGCAUGGGCGGGCACGUCUACGCGAGCACCGUGUUCUACAUCAUCACCUCCUUUAUGGCGGGCGUGCUCGUCGCAGGGACAUACUUCUUCGGCGUGGUCCUUCCCAAGAGGCUGAGGGGGCGGGGACUCGGCGGCGCGACGCCGCUGGGGUAUGGGCUGAACGGUGUUGGUAACGGCUGGGGAUACUCCAAGGCUGCCAAGCGUAUGGACUAA
Molecule: messenger RNA, 1020 nt
Organism: Colletotrichum siamense
Lineage: Eukaryota; Fungi; Ascomycota; Sordariomycetes; Glomerellales; Glomerellaceae
Exons: 1
Coding region: 1-1020 (339 amino acids)
Source: RefSeq, a predicted model, not a curated record